This is a messenger RNA of Aaosphaeria arxii CBS 175.79, 1123 nucleotides long. Its product is annotated as NAD(P)-binding protein. The record is from RefSeq and is a predicted model, not a curated record. The transcript has a single exon. Gene Ontology annotation, molecular function: oxidoreductase activity, acting on the CH-OH group of donors, NAD or NADP as acceptor; NAD+ binding. Lineage: Eukaryota; Fungi; Ascomycota; Dothideomycetes; Pleosporales. Gene Ontology annotation, biological process: fatty acid metabolic process. Bases 144 to 1082 code for a protein of 312 amino acids.
CUCAUAGCCGCAAUUCCAUCGAUUUGAGAGCUUUUCGUGACUGUACAUCUGUCAAGCACAAUUAUUGGUCAAUUUAACCAACGAAUCAGCUUGUACCGUCAUAAACCCAAUCCGAAGAUAAUCCUACCUACGAGUACCUUACAAUGGAUUCCAAUCACGACCUGAAGAUCACACUUAUUGGUACUGGAACGAUCGGCCUGUCCUUUGCUGUAUUCCAUCUCACUCAUUUAAAAUCGCCAUCGCAGCUUACAAUAUAUGACACACGACCGGAUCUUGAAAAGUACAUCCAAGAUACUCUUCUCAGCUUCUACUCAAGUUCAUCACCCCCCAUCCCAGCCAUCUCUGAAAUCAACAUCGCGCAAUCCCUCAAAAGCGCCGUUGAAGGCGCACACAUAAUCCAAGAAUCCGGACCCGAAAACCUGCCAUUCAAGACAGCUUUGUGGAAAGAAGUCGAACAACAUGCCACUAAAGACGCCUUGCUCUGGAGCUCAACAAGCGGCAUACCCGCGAGUCAGCAAAGCCGGGAAAUGCAAGAUACGUCAAGGCUCCUCGUUGUCCAUCCAUACAACCCGCCGAACAUAAUGCCGCUGCUGGAGCUCGUACCUUCGCCUGAUACCAGGGCUGAGCUUAUUGAGCGUACGCAGGAGUUUUGGCGUGCGAGAGGUAGGGUGCCGGUGCAUAUUAAGAAAGAGGUCACGGGGUUCGUAGCAAAUCGACUGGCAUUCGCACUCCUUCGUGAAGCUAUUCAUCUUGUAGAUGCUGGUGUCGUCACAGUUGCUGAGGUUGAUGAUAUCGUUCAGAACUCCAUGGGCCCUAGGUGGGCGGUUGCCGGGCCUUUCAAGAGCUAUCAUGCUGGAGGUGGUGCUGGUGGUCUAGAAGGUUUCUUCAAGAAUAUAGGAGGUACCGUUCAAGGUUGUUGGGAUGAUGCAGGUCGGGCAAAUGUGGGUGAAGAAUGGGAGCAAAGGAUUUUCAGGGAGGCAGAGCAGUCGUAUGGUUCUGUUGACACAACAGAAAGAGAUAUGAUCACAAGGAGGGUACUGGAAGCUGUUAAAUUAGAGAAGCAGACUAGCAAAGAUGAUUAGAUUUCUUCAGAUUCCGAAUGUCAACGAAUCAAUUUUGCAAC